UCCUACCAUAUAGAUAUAGGCAUCGCACUUUAAUCAUUAUGAGCUUUUAGUUUUACUGUAGUUGCAGUAUGUGUGUGUAUUGAAUUAUAUAGAUCUGGGUUCUGUCGAUUUGUAUUGCUUAUAGCGAUCUUAUAUAAGUGGGAAGAAGUUAUGUAUUUGCAGAGAGAAGAGGAGAAAGAUUUCGAUCUGGGAUCGGACGAGCCUGAGGCCCCGUUGCCCCUCACUGUCACUUCUCGGGUGCUGUAUAUGUUGGGGGAUAUCACGGCAGGGCCGGCGUAUCGGUUCGCCCAAUGGCUUGAGCUGGUCCGUAAACGUAGCAGCAAGUACCGCUCUUCUGGAUUCCCUAGACGAGCAGAUAGCAUGCCAUUAAGUGCAGAAGAGUUGAGUCUUGAUCAGGUUGAUCCUCUACCAUCUGAGCCAACAACAGAAGUAAGUUUAUGGGAGAGACUUGGAAAAGCUGCGGUUUCGGACAUUGAAUCAAGCACCUUUUCGUGGAACAUGCUGUCUUCUCUUCACCACACGGAGCACAAUAGUAGUACUGAACAGUCCGAGGAUGAAACUAAUAAAGCAUUAGAGGUGACUGUAAAUUCUGGAGGUGUUGUAUUUUUUGCGCUAUUUAACGAACUUGAAAAUGAUGAUGCUUCUCCAAAAGAAGCUGCAGCUGUUAUAAAGAUAUCCUCUUCAAGGAUGGCAACACAAUCAGAACGUCUUGGCUAUGAAUUUGCAAAGUGGCUAGGUGUCCAAACUCCACAAUCCAGGGUUAUUCAUAACUGUAGUCCAGAGUGGUUACAGAUCAAGGAAGCUGCAGAAAAAGCAAAAGAUGCAGCUAUUUCAGAAGGUGACGAGAUUGUGGAAAUGACGUGUUCAGAACUUCUGGAAGCUCUUGAGCUAAGCCGGUGCCUUUUGCUAAUGAAUUACAUCCAUGGGUCCCCUCUAUUGGAGAGCUCAAAUGCAUUUGAUUCACGAGAAGCAGGAGAAAGGACUGCAGCUGCCCUAGGUAGGGUUUUAAUGUUGGAUCUUGUCAUAAGAAAUGAAGAUCGACUUCCAUGUCGCCAUCUGAGAUGGCGCGGAAAUCCUGCAAACUUAUUAUUGGCUGAUAAAGUGAAUUCUGUGAACUUGGAUGCAUUAGCGGCAGCCUUUGAUUCUGCAAUUGAUAGAUAUAGGCCAAGAGUGAUUCGGGCACUUCAGAAAGAAAGAAGAGCUAAUUCUGUAGAUAGCAGAAUAAGCACUCCUAACCCAGGAUUAAUAUCACAGAGUUCUGACCUAUCUGACAUUACAGAAUCUCCAAAAUCCUGCAAUCUGAGUGUAAGUCAAACUUCAAAUGAGACAACAUGUCCGUAUUUUCAUGUUGUAGCAAUAGACUCUGGGGUUCCUCGAAGACCACCUGCAGGAAAGCGUGCAAGUGAUCAAGAAAAUUAUCCUAAGCUGGUUGAGCUCCUUAUUAACAGUCCUGAGUAUGCUUCAAAAUUAUUAUACGAGAUUACAGGAGGAAAAUUAGGAUCUUCUCUAGAGGCUUCUGAUGCAAUGAACAACAAUCAGGCAGCUGAUUUGGCUUCAAUAGGGCAUGAAUUUCGGAUUGGAUUUAGAGCAGCUCUGCGUGACUUGCAGGGAUUUCAUAUAUUCCUUCUCACCCUUCAUCAGAAACUAGAUAGCGUCUUUCGAGUAUUUCUUGGUGUUAUCAACAGAGCUUCUGCUGGCGAUCUUGAGAAAGAAGACAUGGUAAUUCCUGAGUCGCCAUCUCAAUCUGCUGGUUUUGUUGGACAUUGUCCUUCAACACCAAGCAAAGAACGGGUGCCAAGUGAGACCUAUUUGGAUUCGAACGAAUCUGAGUGUCAGAGAACAGCCCCUAGACCUUCAUCUUCUGGAUACAGAGAUAGUUUGGAUUCUAUGGUUUCUCCUAAUUCACGUGAUAGCCAAGGGAAGUGCCAUAAGAGCAGUGGUGAACCACUUCGUAGUCUCCGCUUGACAUCAAAACUCCGUGACUUUCACAAAUUUGCUAAGGUAGAUGCAGAAUUAAAUAAAGAAUUGGAGCAAUGGACUGAGAUGCUUAAAAGUGAUGCAAUUAAAAUGUGCCAGGAAAACAAUUUUAAUACAGGUUUCUUUGAAGGAAGUGAUAGUAAUUAUGUGGUCGAUGCUUAUGAGCUGAAGGUCAGGCUUGAGCACAUUCUGGAAAGGAUAUCAUUGAUUUUUGAUGCAGCAAGUACAGAAAAACCAUCUGCAAUCUCGAGCAGUCUGUUUAUCGGUGGGGCACUUGCUGCUAGAUCUGUAUACACACUGCAGCAUUUAGGAAUCACACAUAUCUUAUGUCUGUGUGCAAAUGAAACUGGGCAGUCAGAUUCCCAGUUUCCUGAUUUGUUUGAAUAUAAAAACUUUUCUAUAUGUGAUGAUGAAGAUUCUAAUAUCAGUGGUCUCUUUGAAGAAGCACAUAAUUUUAUCGACCAUGUUGAAGAGAAGGGUGGGAAGGUUCUGGUUCAUUGCUUUGAAGGGAGAAGCAGGAGUGCUACAGUAGUUCUCGCUUAUUUAAUGCUCAGGAAGAAGUUAACUUUGUUGAAGGCAUGGAAUACAUUGAGACGAGUUCAUCGCCGAGCCCAACCUAAUGAUGGCUUUGCAAAGAUUCUUUUGGACCUAGAUCGCAAGUUGCAUGGUAAGGUUUCUAUGGAAUGGCAACAACGGAAGCCAAUCAUGAAGGUUUGCCCCAUCUGUGGAAAGAACGCUGGCUUGAGCAGCAGUUCGCUUAAGCUUCAUUUACAGAAAGCACACAAGAAACUAUCAUCUGGAAGUGUUGACAGUGCUAUGAACAUGGAAAUACAGAAGGCAUUAGAUGCACUCAAAAUUAGUCGAGGUGGAAGUGUGAGCCCUACUCAGAGACAAUCUUCCAUGAUUGAAGAAUUCGAAUCCUGAGG
Solanum verrucosum is the source of this 2903-nucleotide messenger RNA. RefSeq names its product dual specificity protein phosphatase PHS1. The transcript has 10 exons. Gene Ontology annotation, biological process: response to abscisic acid; cortical microtubule organization; protein dephosphorylation. NCBI's taxonomy places the organism in Eukaryota, Viridiplantae, Streptophyta, Magnoliopsida, Solanales, Solanaceae. Gene Ontology annotation, molecular function: protein tyrosine/serine/threonine phosphatase activity. The record is from RefSeq and is a predicted model, not a curated record. Bases 151 to 2901 code for a protein of 916 amino acids.